GCCCACUGCUUCCAGCGUAUUUCCGGUAAUCGGUAGGCCAUCUCUUAUUCGUUGAACAGCAUUCACUAUUACACGAGAGUUAUGUGGAUGCCUACGAUUGGGAAACCGUUCUCGAUAAAGUCUGAGAGCUCCGGCUCCAUUUCCUCGUGUUUUCCCCGUACAACAACACCAUAUCAGUUAAUUCUGCCGCAGUAAACGGUUGAUUCGGCAUUUUGUAUUUAUUGAAUAAAAUAAUUUGACAGAAAUACGUCAACGGUAUUUUUUAUUGCCAAUGUCAACUUUCUGUUUUUAACAGGUUUUUAAGCAAGUUGUAAGGCUACAAGAAGGCGGAACACAAAGAUAAUCCUCUUUAUUCCAUGUUAGAAAGAAAAGUUUGUAAGCGGAAUUGAAAAUUAUCAAUGAAAGGCCCCCGUACCAAGGUAUUAAUGUAAUCUCACCCUCGUACAACGAAAUGACGAUAUUAUCGCAAAAUCCAAUACUUUGACUUAACCAUUAAACUUUGAGGACUAAUAAAGUAUCUAAUUUUCAUUUAUUUUUAAAUGCCCCAAAACAAAAUUAGAUCAAUUUGACGAGUAGAAUCUAGCCUUACAUUUAAAGCCCCAAGAUCGGCGACACACUAAAGCCUUAACUCUUUAAUAGUUUUAUUUGACACAUGUUUCGCCAAACUCGCGCGUUUGUCACACAUCUGUCAAUGUUAUAAUUUGGUUAGGUAUAAUUAUUUUUAGGUUUUUUUCAAGCCAUGUCUAAAUUUUGCUGGAAAGCUUUAAAAAACAAUAAAUACCACAAAAAUAACUUGAUGUUCAAGAGAAAUUUCCAUGCGUUGCUAAACGAUGAAAUCGUCAAGGAUUCCACCUGUGCUUGGAUGUGCCGUAGGCGCGGGUAUUCCAAGCAUGAGCCGUUAGACUGGCGCGAGGCGAUAGCUCAAGCAGAGCAGACUGUCGGCUUCCCUACCUCCUUCCUAAACCUGCGGUGGCUCUUUAACGACGAGAUCGCCAGCACCGCCAUACAUUUAAGGAAACUUGUCGGCACUAACCACCCACUCCUGAAAUCAGCUAAGAAUCUUCUGAUUGGUUCCAAAAGCAACUUGCAGUCGGUAGGGCUGAUUAUUCUUCUGGUGUCCAAAGCGGCUGGACUCAACACUCGGGACUACACUGAAGACCAAUACGACUCAGGGAUCUUGCACUCGCAACGUGCCUUAGCCGAGAUUGUAGAGAUGAAGCGUACCGGCCACAUGAUACACAAGACCAUGGCCAACCUGCAGGAAAAGGAGAAAUUCGGAGACAAGUUCCAGGAUCUGCUCUGCGGGAACAAGAUCGUACUUUUGUCAGGCGACUACUUGCUAGCUAAGUGUCUCCAACAUCUCGGCGGCUUGCGGAACAACGAGGUGACGGAGCUCAUCUCCACCGGCCUGAGGGACCUCGUCGAGGGAGACUUUCUGGGUGAACGAGGCCCGGACAAUACUCCCAUGCCCACUAAACCCAAAGCUGAAAACAUAGUUGAACCCUACGACUGGGAAAACGAGUACAACUUGGAGAAGCUCGGCAGCAACUCUUACCUCGGGCAAGGGAAGGAGGAGUGGGUGCUCCGAACCAUGCUCCAGUCCGGUAGCAUCCUCGGCAAAGGCUGCCAAGGCGCCAUGAAACUCGCCCGCCGAGGCGAAGAGAUGGAGCGAAACGCGUACAUACUUGGCGGGCAUCUCGCUCUGAUGUGGCAACUGUAUUUAGAUAUAAAAGAUUUCUUUAUUCACCCACAUUCGUAUUCUCUGGUUGGCGCUCCUAUUAUCAUGGCUCUAUGGGAGUAUCCUUCAAUCUACGGACAUGUUUGGAUAUCUAAAGUGGAAAGAAAACCUAUAGAGAUGAAGCAAUUGCAUUAUGCAGUACGCAGCACGCGUUCUAUGGAUUAUCUGACUGGACUUUUGGACGAGGAGCUGGCGGCCAUUUUGAAAUAUAGCGACCGGUUUCCGGUGGAGGAUGCGCGCGAGGCUCUGCAGAACAUGGCGCGGACGAUCCACGGAGAAACGCUGCAGUACAUGGAUAAUUGAAUAAAGGCCUUUUACACGUGCAGCCUGUGGACAAAUUAUACUAAAAAGGCCCUCAAUGCCCUGCGCUGCGCGUCCUGUACAACAAUGGGUUCAGGAUGCUGUUGGGAUUGCCUCGUUUAUUCAGCGCGUAUGUUCGCGCAGACGCGCACUGACUGCUUCGGUGCAAAAAUACGCAAUAUAACUGCGUCCUGCGUCGCGUGCGUGACAGUUCCAACGUGGUUCCAACAGUCUCUUGCGCUUAGUGUUAGAUUCGCCUGCUUGCGCCUUCUGGAAACACUGGGAGGAUGUAGGUACAUAUGGGAUCUUAUUCUUAUAGGUUUAACUAAUAAUAUAGGAUUAAGAGAAUGUACACUAACACUAUGAACAUGGUCCGAAAUAAAUUGAUUGAAUUGUAAUACACGCGAGAAAUUAGUACGUCCUACCUAUCUACCUAUACCUAUGUUAAGUAGCACUUGAUAUAUGCAAGAUGUGCAAAAGAGAUGAUGAGAUGAGAGCUAAAAUCGAAGUUCGUCCACGUACGAGUGGCGGCAGUGGCCACGCGUCGAUGGAACUCGAUACCCAUCGGCUUAUGUAUUUAUUUUGAAACGGUUGAACGCCACGUAGAAUAUCAAUCUAAAAUAUAGAUAUGUUAGGUUAGGUAUA
Messenger RNA from Cydia pomonella (codling moth), 2683 nucleotides. RefSeq names its product all trans-polyprenyl-diphosphate synthase PDSS2-like. Gene Ontology annotation, cellular component: transferase complex; mitochondrion. Gene Ontology annotation, biological process: isoprenoid biosynthetic process; ubiquinone biosynthetic process. Lineage: Eukaryota; Metazoa; Arthropoda; Insecta; Lepidoptera; Tortricidae. The transcript has 7 exons. Gene Ontology annotation, molecular function: prenyltransferase activity. The record is from RefSeq and is a predicted model, not a curated record. Bases 740 to 2041 code for a protein of 433 amino acids.